Molecule: messenger RNA, 921 nt
Organism: Drosophila innubila
Lineage: Eukaryota; Metazoa; Arthropoda; Insecta; Diptera; Drosophilidae
Gene: aph-1
Product: gamma-secretase subunit Aph-1
Exons: 2
Coding region: 89-808 (239 amino acids)
Biological process (GO): Notch signaling pathway; positive regulation of catalytic activity; protein processing
Cellular component (GO): gamma-secretase complex; membrane; endoplasmic reticulum
Molecular function (GO): protein-macromolecule adaptor activity
Source: RefSeq, a predicted model, not a curated record
ACUGCAAAACAAAAACACCCACGAUUAAAAAACAAAAAAAAACAAAGUGGGUAAAAAUUGUUUAAUUGUGUUAAAUAAAUAAUAAAUAAUGACGCUGCCCGAGUUUUUUGGCUGCACGUUUGUUGCGUUUGGCCCACCGUUUGCACUGUUUGUGUUCACGAUUGCAAAUGAUCCCAUUCGCAUUAUAAUACUCAUAGCAGCGGCGUUUUUCUGGCUGCUUUCUUUGUUGCUUUCGUCUUUACUUUGGUUUGCGGUUGUCCCGCUUCGCGAUGUGCUGGCACUUGGCGUGAUUUACUCGGUGAUCUUCCAGGAAGCCUUUCGAUAUAUUGUGUACCGCAUCUUGCGCAGCACGGAGCAGGGAUUGCAUGCUAUUGCCGAAGAUACGCGCGUCACGGAAAACAAACACAUUUUGGCCUAUGUUUCUGGACUCGGAUUUGGCAUUAUAUCGGGCAUGUUUGCGCUUGUCAACGUCCUGGCUGAUAUGAGUGGACCCGCCACAAUGGGCCUGAAAGGCGGCACGGAACUUUUCUUUAUCACCUCUGCUGCUCAGGCGCUUUCCAUCAUCCUGCUGCACACAUUCUGGAGCAUUAUCUUUUUCAAUGCCUUUGAUACAAACAACUAUCUACAUAUUGCCUAUGUGGUGGGCACACAUCUCUUUGUCUCACUGUUGACUUUGCUCAAUGCGAACGCACAUUACUGGGCCACACUGCUGCCCAACUAUAUUGUAACAAUUCUCACGGGAAUUCUUGCGUUCAAGGUCGCUGGAGGCAGCGUCAGAGGCGUCAAGCGUUUUAUAACGUGUCAAUGAGUAAAAAUAGCAAUAAGUCGAAAGUAUUAAGAAUGGAAUGUAAUUUAACUCUAAAUAUUUUAAGUCCUCCGACAUUAAAUCAACUAAUAAAAUUAAAUUAAAAAUAUGUACUU